This is a messenger RNA of Poecilia latipinna (sailfin molly), 2854 nucleotides long. It is a transcript of the gene pdcd6ip, whose product is annotated as programmed cell death 6 interacting protein. Gene Ontology annotation, cellular component: endosome. Lineage: Eukaryota; Metazoa; Chordata; Actinopteri; Cyprinodontiformes; Poeciliidae. The record is from RefSeq and is a predicted model, not a curated record. Gene Ontology annotation, molecular function: protein binding. Bases 105 to 2777 code for a protein of 890 amino acids. The transcript has 18 exons. Gene Ontology annotation, biological process: mitotic cytokinesis.
CCAUGACGUAAUUGACGUUCUCUGUCAGAAUCCAGGAAGUGGGUCGGUGGCCGUUGUUUGUGUUCCUUGCUCAAGAUCUCGGUGCCUGUUUCUUUUCUCGUUUAAUGCGUCCACGGGCCGAAAUGGCAGCGUUUAUUUCAGUCCCGUUGAAAAAGUCCUCCGAGGUUGAUCUGGUGAAGCCGCUGUCGAAGUUUGUUACAGCCUCGUAUCCAGCGGGGGACGAGCAGUCAGAGUACCUUCGAGCCGUGGAGGAGUUGAACAAGCUCCGCAAGAGCGCGUUGGGAAGGCCGCUCGACAAACACGAGAGCUCCCUGGAAAUCUUACUGAGAUACUACGAUCAACUGUGUUCCAUUGAGCCCAAGUUUCCCUUCUCUGAAAACCAGCUCUGCCUAACCUUCACAUGGAAGGAUGCCUUUGAUAAAGGAUCCCUGUUCGGUGGCUCCGUCAAGCUCUCUCUGGCCAGUUUGGGUUACGAGAAGACGUGCGUGUUGUUCAACUGUGCAGCUCUGGCCAGUCAGAUCGCCACAGAGCAGAACAUUGACAACGACGAGUGUCUCAAAGCUGCCGCUAAAUACUAUCAGCUGGCCAGUGGAGCGUUUAGUCACAUCAAGGACACAGUGCUGUCUGCGCUGAGCAGAGAGCCGACCAUGGACAUCUGUCCUGAGACCGUAGGAACUCUGAGCACCAUCAUGCUGGCCCAGGCCCAGGAGGUUUUCUUCCUCAAAGCCACUUCAGACCGGAUGAAAGACGCUGUGAUCGCAAAGCUGGCCAAUCAGGCCGCAGAUUUUUACGGCGAAGCCUUCAAGCAGUGUCAGUACAAAGACAACCUUCCAAAGUAUUUUUAUUUUCAGGAAGUGCUGCCGGUGCUGGCAGCCAAGCACUGCAUCAUGCAGGCCCACGCCGAGCUGCAUCAGAGCAUCCUCGCCAAGCAGAAGAAGCGUUUUGGGGAGGAAAUUGCUCGUCUGCAGCACGCAGCAGAGCUGGUGAAGACCGUCGCGUCUCGCUACGACGAAUACGUGAGCGUGAAGGACCUGAGUGACAAGAUCAACCGAGCGCUCACUGCCGCCAAGAAAGACAACGACUUCAUCUACCACGACCGCGUUCCCGAAGUCAAAGACCUGGAGCACAUCGGCAAGGCGGCACUGGUCAAAGCUACCGCGAUCACACCUCCACUCAGCCAGAAAUACACAGAUCUAUUUGAGAAGAUGGUUCCCAUGGCUGUUCAGCAAUCCAUGGGCAUCUACGGUCAGAGGAAGGCCGACGCUGUGAACAGACUGGUGGGAACGAUGAGGGAGGCCACCAAUCUCUGCAACGGGGUGUUGGCCUCUCUGAACCUGCCUGCUGCCCUGGAGGAUCUGUCUGGAGACUCUAUCCCACAAUCCAUUGCUGAGAAGUCCAGAUCAAUCGUGCAGCAAGGAGGACUGCAGAACAUCGAGAAGCUCAUCAGAGACCUGCCUGAGCUGCUGACUCGCAACAGAGAGAUCCUGGACGAGUCUUUGAAAAUGCUUGACGACGAGGAGACGACAGACAACGAGCUGAGAAGCAAGUUCAACCAGCGCUGGAACAGAACCCCGUCUGGAGAUCUGUACAAGCCGCUUCGUGCAGAGGGCACCAACUUCCGCAACGUCCUGGACAAGGCAGUGCAGGCCGACCAGGUGGUCAGGGACCGCUACAACGCCCAGUGCGACAUGAUCGCCCUGCUGUGUAAACCCGAGAACGAGCUGAACGCCGCCAUCCCCUCGGCCAACCCCACCAGGACUCUGCAGGGCAGCGAGGUCGUGAACGUGCUGCGCUCCCUGCUGGCCCAGCUGGACGAGGUGAAGAAAGAGAGAGAGACGCUGGAGGGGGAAAUCAAAGCCGUGACGUUCGACAUGUCGACCACCUUCCUGAAGGCGCUCGCCCAGGACGGAGCCAUAAACGAGGAGCAGCUGUCGCUCUCCCAGCUCGACCAGUCGUACGGGAGCUACAACCAGAAAGUGUCGGCCAGCCUCUCCAAGCAGGAAGAGCUGCUGGGGCAAGUUCAGACGGCCCACCAGGAGUUCAGCAGCCUGAAGCAGUCCAACAACGAGGCCAACCAGAGGGAGGAGGUUCUGAAGAAACUGGCUUCCGCUCACGACAGCUACGUCGAGAUCUGCAACAACCUGCGCGAAGGCACCAAGUUCUACAACGACUUGACAGAAAUCCUGCUCAAGUUCCAGAACAAAUGCAGCGACAUCGUUUUCGCUCGCAAGACGGAGCGUGAUGAGCUGCUCAAGGAGUUGCAGCAGAGCAUCGCCCGAGAGCCCAGUGCUCCAAACUUCAACGUUCCCGCCUACCAGUCCACACCGGCAGCCCCAGCUCCCGCCCCGGGUCCGACCCCUGCUCCCAGAACCGUCUUUGCCCAGCAACCUCAGCAAGUCCAGCAGCAGCCCCAGCAAAAACCUCAGCCUCCCUCCAGGCCACCUCCACCCAGCUUCACCCCCCAGGCAGCCUCCGCCACCCCCACCACACCAACACCCACUGGGCCUCCUACCAGUAACCCUCCACCUAUGGCCCCUCCCUCACAGGCACAAGGACCACCUUAUCCCACCUACCAAGGCUACCAAGGAUUCUACCAGAUGCCUAUGGGCUACAACCCCUACACUUAUGGCCAGUACAACAUGCCCAACAUGCCCUACAUGCCCUACCAGGCCGCCCCGGGGCAGGGCGGAUACCCCGGAGCGCCCCCUGCAGGACAGCCCUACCCUGGCUACCCGCAGCAGCCCCCCCAGCAGCAGCCCUACUACCCCCAACAAUAACUCUGCUCUUCAUCCCCCUCAUUCCUCUUCUCACAUGUUAACACCAAAUAAAAAAUAUCCUCAGCAAUAACACUUCA